AUGAGCAGCUUUGAACUAUACGAGACCAAAACUCGGUAUUAUUUGAUAGGCACCAAUCAAUCAAGGCAAAAAUAUCGUGUCCUGCAAAUCCAUCGCAACAACCCCAAGGAGCUAGUAGUGAUCGAAGACGAUGUGGUGUACUCUGAAGCGGAAAAGACAAGGCUACUGAAUAUGAUCGAGUAUGGCAAUAUGUCCGUAGGCGGCCUUCAACUUGUUCCUAUGCGCAUUUAUGGCAUUGUCGGCUUUAUCCGGUUUACGCAAGGGUGGUACAUUAUUUUUAUCACCAACGUCAAACAGGUGGCGUUGAUAGGCGGUCAUUAUGUCUAUCAUAUUGAUGAAACACGUCUUGUACCUAUUGGGCCUCAAGUCAAAGUCGACAAGAAUUCAGAUGAAGCUCGCUACAUUGCUACGUUUCAAAAUAUCGAUUUGACCAAAAACUUCUACUUCUCCUAUACAUAUGAUAUCACCAAUACCCUUCAGGUCAAUAUGACUGGCCCGCCACCGACAAUGGAUACUCAAAACAGCAAAUCAAAAAUGCCUGUCAGCCACAACGAUAUGUUUGUAUGGAAUCAUUACUUGCUGAAAUCGGGCUUCAAGGACCUCAACAGUCGCUCUGGAUGGAUUCUUCCUCUGAUCUACGGAUUCGUUGAUCAAGCCAAGAUAUCGGUGCUCGGUCGAAAUGUUGUUAUUACUUUAAUUGCUCGACGGUCCAGACACUUUGCUGGCGCGCGCUUUCUCAAACGAGGUGUCAAUGAUAUGGGUUUUGUGGCGAACGACGUUGAAACGGAACAGAUCGUUGCAGAAAUGACGACAACGUCGUUUCAUUCUACUGAUCGACUGUUUGGCAACCCACGCUAUUCAUCUUACGUGCAACACCGAGGAUCUAUCCCUUUGAUAUGGACACAAGAUCCAACAAACAUGUCACCAAAGCCUCCUAUUGAACUGAACGUGGUUGAUCCAUUUUAUACAGCUGCUGCAUUGCAUUUUGAAAACCUGUUCGCAAGGUACGGGACACCGUGCAUUGUACUAAACUUGAUCAAGCAAAAAGAAGCACAUAAGCGUGAAUCUAUUCUGGGAAGCGAGUUCGAACAAGCCAUCACAUACUUAAAUCAAUUCUUGCCAGAGGAUAAAAGGAUAAAGUACAUUGCUUGGGAUAUGUCAAGGGCAUCCAAAAGCAACCAAGAUGUUAUUGGCUAUUUGGAAACCGUUGCUCAGCAAACCAUCGACUCGACAGGGUUCUUUCAUAGCGGUCCCGAGCCCUAUAUUAAUGCUAUGCGAUCCAGGCAACAUGGUGUUCUGCGUACUAACUGUAUUGAUUGCUUGGACCGAACCAACGCCGCCCAGUUUCUGAUGGGAAAAUGCGCUCUUGGCCAUCAGCUGUAUGCGUUAGGUGUAGUUUCUUCGCCGAAAAUUGAUUUUGAUUCAGACGCUGUAAAUAUCUUUACGGAAAUGUAUCAUGAUCAUGGCGACACAAUCGCGCUCCAGUAUGGUGGUUCACAUCUGGUCAACACCAUGGAAACGUAUCGCAAGAUCAACCAAUGGACAAGCCAUCCUCGCGAUAUGAUUGAGACUAUCCGUAGAUUCUAUGCAAAUGCAUUCUCAGAUGCCGACAAGCAGGAUGCCAUCAACUUGUUUCUAGGCAACUUUGUCACCGAGGACGGUCAGCCGAUGUUAUGGGAGCUGAAUUCUGAUUAUCACUUGCACAAUCAAGACCCUCGAAUUCAAGCAACACGGCGAGAUUACCGAAAAUGGUGCUCAACUGAAGUGCUUGUACCAAAGCACGAAGACGUGGAUCCAUCAGCGUUUCAUAUUCCCAGCACCCUUCGCAAACCAGCCGAAAAUCCCGACGAGAGCGAUCCAUAUCAUGGAUACUGGUCAGAGUAUUAUGACCCUCGUCACUUGACGUCUUUGGAUACAUUGUUUGCUUACAACAUGAAUGGAACUCUCAAAUAUCGUUUUCCCCAAGUUGCCAUGAAUGGCCAUGACAAGGAUACGGAGUAUGUAUCAUUAUUCUCCCUUCACUAA
Messenger RNA from Zychaea mexicana, 2025 nucleotides. Its product is annotated as Sac phosphatase domain-containing protein. Gene Ontology annotation, cellular component: intracellular membrane-bounded organelle. The transcript is spliced from 12 exons. The record is from RefSeq and is a predicted model, not a curated record. The coding region runs from base 1 to 2025 and encodes 674 amino acids. Lineage: Eukaryota; Fungi; Mucoromycota; Mucoromycetes; Mucorales; Lichtheimiaceae. Gene Ontology annotation, biological process: phosphatidylinositol dephosphorylation. Gene Ontology annotation, molecular function: phosphatidylinositol-3,5-bisphosphate 5-phosphatase activity.